Oppiella nova is the source of this 1019-nucleotide messenger RNA. The record is from the annotation of a GenBank genome assembly. Lineage: Eukaryota; Metazoa; Arthropoda; Arachnida; Sarcoptiformes; Oppiidae.
GAGUCAUUCAAAAACUCUUAGAAGAAAAGUGGAAAACAUUUGGACACCGAUUAUUUCUGAGAAGAAUUUUUCAAACAUUAUUCCACUUAUUAAUUAUAAGUAUUGCUAUAUAUUUGCGUCCAUCGAAACAAGAUUUACCAAUUUGUGAAUCAAAUGUCCAAAAAGUGGUUAGAAUAGUUGCUGAAAUCAUAUCAAUUGUUAGUUGUGGCCGAUAUAUAUUUACAAUUAUCAAGGGAUUUUUAAAUAAGAAAAAAUUAAAUAUAAUAAAAAAUCUGAAUUCAAGUCUGCCUCAAAUCAUAUUUCUGUCAUCAAAUAUACUCAUUGUUUUCUGUAUCUUCUGUCGAUUAUUUGAGAGUUCAUACCUCGAAGAAGUACUAUUAAUAUUGGCACUGCCCUCAGCCUGGUUCAUCUUAAUGUUCUUUGCUGCAGCGGUUCGAAUAACGGGUCCUUUUGUAGCAAUGGUUAGGUUUAUGAUAAUGGAAGACAUGCGACAGUUUAGUAUUAUUUAUUUGGUCUUUCUCUACGGAUUCUCACAAGCAUUUUUCUUCCUCCUAAAACAACCUGGACAAGUUGAUGUGAUAAAGCAUUGGAGAUCAUCAAGUCACAGUCAUUAUCAUAGCUCAUGGAUGGAACUGUUUCGCAUGACAUUAGGUGCACACGAGUACGAAGAAAUUCGAAAUUCAUAUUACCAUUGGUUGACUCAAAUGUUUUUCGUGUUAUUCAUGAUAUUAAUGCCAAUACUAUUGCUAAAUAUGUUGAUCGCAAUGAUGGGUAACACCUAUGCACUGGUCAUCUCGGAGUCUGAGAGGGAGUGGACGAUGCAAUGGGCGAAGAUUCUGCUGGAACUGGAGAAAGCGCUGUCACUCAAAGAAUCCAAACUAUUUCUCAGUCAAUACACACUGACUAUUGCUCCGAAGACAGAGUUAGAAAAACCAUUGACUGCACUGAUGGUCAUCAAGAAGAUGUCCACUUCUAAAGCCAAGAAGCGUAAGCUAGCCAUUGAUAACUGGAAGUUAUAA